AUGUCCUCCUUACCCAUGACAUCGCAGGACCUGGAUCCAUCUCAGAAUAGAAGAACCUCAGCAUCGACGACGAACGGUAGCUCUAGAGCGGGAAGCAUAGCAGGAUCGUCAACCUUCAGAAGUUCCUACUCUACCAGUGCAUCUCUACCACCUGUUCUCAAAAGGCUCUUCAAAUCACCCAAGAAUUUGGAUUUUGAGACAGCAAUUUGGGAAAUGAUUCAUUUAAUAACACAACCGCGAAAGGCAUUCCGUUCUUUCUAUUAUCAACACCAAACGAAAAAUCAAUGGGCUAGAGACGAUCCCUCUUUCUUUAUCUUACAGGUAUUAUUGCUCUCUAUCGCGUCCAUCGCUUGGUCCAUUGCUUAUGGUGAUACAUUUGGUGGGUUUCUAAAACUACUAUUUAACAUGAUAUUCGUGGAUUUCUUCCUGGUGGGUUUCUUGAUAACAACUGCAUUUUGGAUCAUCUUAAAUAGACCAUUUUUCAAAUUUAAGACAACAUUGGGUUAUAAUAAUGUGGAAUGGGCCUAUUGUUUUGAUGUUCAUUGUAAUGCAUUCUUGAUAAUCUGGGUCCUGUUGUACCUGGUUCAAUUCCUGUUGCUUCCUGUCAUUAAUUUACAUAACUGGAUUGGUUUGAUUGUCGGAAAUUCGUUAUACUGUUUUGCCAUUGGUCAUUAUUUCAUUCUCACAUUUUAUGGAUACACUCAAUUGCCAUUUCUUAAAAAUAUUAAUUUUAUAUUGUUUCCCACUUUAACAAUGACUGUAUUGUACGUUAUAAGUUUGGUUGGGAUCGAUUUGUCUGCAUGGUUAAGUUUCUAUAAUUACUCGAAAUGA
Messenger RNA from Naumovozyma castellii, 831 nucleotides. It is a transcript of the gene GMH1, whose product is annotated as Gmh1p. The record is from RefSeq and is a predicted model, not a curated record. NCBI's taxonomy places the organism in Eukaryota, Fungi, Ascomycota, Saccharomycetes, Saccharomycetales, Saccharomycetaceae. The transcript has a single exon. Bases 1 to 831 code for a protein of 276 amino acids.